CAACGACAUGCUUGGGAGGAGAGUCAGGACUGUGGUAACAACUCAACUUCACAACCUGAUUUCCAUGUCGCCAAAGCUUGAUUUACGCGUCUGAAUAGCACAAGAUUUCACUUCUUUACUGUCUUUGAUUCUUCUCCUGCUCUUGUGGCCAACAAGCGCGCGUCAACUGCCAUCCCUGCCUACUUUCAGCACUACCUUUGGACGACCAAAGCAUCUACGAGGCUUGCCAUAACGUCUAACAGCAUUAUUUGGCUGCUAAUGAGCUUUAGUAAUAUACUGUGCAUCUAGAUAUAUCGAAUACUGGUUCAAAAUUGGCAGGCCAACCUUUCAAAGAGACGAGGCGCAUCGGAUCGAAACUUGGUUUGACAGCAUCAGAGUCAGACCUCUGUGAGGGCUACCCUUUGGGCAUUUCUAUGCAGUUUUCACAUUUACGAAUGCCCUGAAAAAUACAGGAUGGCGGCCGCUGCAACAUCGCUGGCAGAAGAGCUGCAAAAUAAAAUGGCGACUUCAGAAGACGAUGCGGAAUACGAAGCAGAUGACUCAGUGGAUCUGAUGGCAGAGAAUGAAGACUCAGUAGCUGCAAAUUAUCAGUUACAAAAUGGCAUCAUGGCAGACCAAGAGGGAGACGAGGAGCAUUUGCAUGCGGAAAAUGCUGCCAUGUCAGAUCAGGACGCGGAAGACGAAGACAUGGAGGUAUCGGCGCAGAAUAAUGUGGAGGAGGAUGAUAGCGAAGAUGGGGAGGAUGACGAAGAUGAAGAUGAGGAUGGAGAAGGCGUUGGUGCGGUCAAAAUACAGCCAGGCCUUCUGGAAGAUGAUGAAGAGGCACUAUCUGGAACAGAUGACGAUGGAGACGAGAGUGUUGUGACUGUGGAGGAUGACGAUGAAUCGAAAGACUCGGAUACUGAAGUGGAAGUGGAAUGGAAAUCAACCGCGGGGGAAGAGGAAGAAGAGCCCGCGAAUCCAAAUAGGUGCAUGUAUGUUGGGGGAAUUGAUGGAAACUGGAAUUCACAUUCGCUAACUUAAUUAGAUUCUGUCACCAGGAUGAGGAUAAUGACCCAAGCGAAGAGUUUGAGGUAUAUCUGUCGUGUGCUGUUUGCGGUGAUAACGGUGGGUAAAAUACUGAUGUUCACUAUGACAACGCUGACUCUUGCUUAGCUCACCAGCAAUGCGCUCGCAGCGCUGGAGGCAAAAUCCCAGAAGACGGUGAAUCCCCCUGAAUAUAAUGUAUGAGAGUAUUUACUAAAUUCCAAGCAGAGCCAGAGAGAUGGUGUUGUCCUGAAUGCGUUGCAAAUAAACUUGUACCAGAAACUUUAAUGCCUCAGGUUGAAGAGCACCUCGACUCCUCGGCAAGAAGAAUAUCCAGGGACCGACUACCAGGCGAUCUGCUUCCAUCUCAAAGAGGCACCAUCAAACCGGAUUCUCAUUCGGUCUUCAACCAGUUGAUAGCACCAGACGACCCUAUGGACGGCUCUCGUUUAUUGCGAAAGAGAAAACCAUCCUCUACGGAGGUCGAUGGUGAUGAACCUGUGUCAGGUACCCCGAGAAGGCGGAAUAGAGAUAAUGGCUCUAGUCACUCGAGAACGCACGUGGAUGGAGCAAAUGGUGCCGAGACAGACAUGCCGCCACCAGACCCCAAUCCCUCAAAGACUAAUGGUGACAGCAAGAACGAAGCACCGGCUAGCCCACGAAUUUCGAGAUCACUCCGGCCCAAGGUUGCUCAUAUAUCGCAUGCAACUGUUCUGGAGCGCGCGCCACAGGUCAUGAAAUUGAUGUUUCGUUUGAAUCCAGCAGAUCUUGAACACAUUCAAGCGCGCCCACCCAGACCCAUCAGGAGAAGAAAUCGACCUGUUGGCGCCGCCACGACACCCGCACCUGCAAUAUCAGGCGCCUCAUUCGUACCUUCCAGCUACCCCGCUCAACCUUUUUAUUCGCUCCACGAAAGGGAGAUGGACGAACUCAAAUCUAAGCCUUAUGGUGGCAUCUUGAGUGAAGCGGAAGCUGACACAUCGAUGACUCUGCCCAAACCCGAACACCGACGGCAAUUUGAUGAGGCUAGACAGAAAGCUGAGGAAGAGUGGAAGGCGAGAGCAGAAGCUGCCGCUGAGGCCGCUGCCAUAUCAGGUAUCAAGAAGCCGCGAAAAGUGUCUGGGCCCGCUAGCCAGAUCGAAUACAUCGAAUUUGGUCAAUUCCAAAUCGACAUAUGGUAUGCUGCACCAUACCCCGAAGAAUACAGCAGAAACCAGGCACUCUUCAUCUGUGAAUUUUGUCUAAAGUACAUGGAAUCACCAACGGUUGCUUGGCGACAUAAGACGAAAUGUCCGUGGAAGCAUCCUCCUGGAGACGAGAUCUACCGACAUGAAAAUAUCUCCAUGUUCGAAGUUGACGGCCGAAAACAAUCGCUUUACUGUCAGAACCUUUGUUUGCUAGCCAAGUUGUUCCUGGGUUCUAAGACACUCUACUAUGAUGUCGAGCCCUUCUUGUUCUAUGUUCUGACCGAAUAUGACGAGCUAGGCUAUCACUUCGUCGGUUACUUCUCCAAGGAAAAACGACCAACUAGUCUCAACAACGUAUCGUGUAUUUUGGUGCUCCCAAUAUUUCAGCGGAAGGGUUACGGUAAUCUCCUCAUUGACUUCUCAUACCUUCUUACUCGUGUCGAGAAGAAGACUGGCUCGCCAGAAAAGCCUUUAUCAGACAUGGGACUGGUCUCUUAUCGGAACUACUGGCGCUUGGCCCUUUGCCAUUACCUGCAACACUACAAAUCCGGAGACCCAGUACCAAGUAUCAGGCAAAUGUCGGACGAAAUGGGCUUGACCCCCGACGACGUCAUUUCCGCCCUUGAACAAUUACAAGCUCUGGUUCGAGACCCUGUGACUGGUGUUUAUGCUCUACAAUUGAAGACCGAGCUUUAUCGGGAUGUAAUUGCGCAUCACGAGUCGAAGGGUUAUGCCUCCAUCGAUCCUAAGAAACUAGUCUGGACUCCAUACAUAAUGGGUCGAGGAAACGCGUUUGAUCAUGCACCCACUACCGAAUCAAUGGCUCAUCGCGAAGACGAUGAAGAUGACAACACCGACUUCGGCAGCCACAAUGGUAGUAAGAGAGAUUUUGGAACUUUCGUAGUCAAUGAUGGAAGAACCGAAGACAUUACGGAUUCAAUGGGGAAGUUAACCACGAAAUCUCGCGAACCUUUCGGGCCAGGAACUUCUGUUGGAUCUGCCGAAUCCAGUGUGAUGGCCAAAGCCAACGGCACGCGGAAUCUUGCAUACUAUGAGGCCGCAGCUUCCAUCCCGCCAACCAGAUUUGAGGUAUUUCCCCCUUUACCAGGAAGUCGAAAUCGGAACACACCUCGUCCUUCAGGUUCUCGACCAAGACCUCGACCUCGACCAAGAUCAACCAACACAACACCAUCGCGUCCUGCUGCUAGAUCUGGUGGUUCUUCGAGACGUUCCGCUACCUCACGCAGUUCAAGAAGAAGUGGCGGCACUGGUCGUGGACCUGGCAGAUGGCCUAAAGGUACCAAGAAAUCAGAUUUCGGAAUGGCCGACAGUGGUCCUGGUAUGCCACCAAAAUUGACGAGUCGACGUAGCCAGCUUGGGAAUGAGGUCUUGCUCGGUGAAGAAGAAGAAGAAGAAGAAGAGGAUGAGAUAGGAGAAGAUGCUGAGUUGGAAGAGGAGAAUGAGGAUGGGAUUGUGUAUGAUAACACCCCCGCUCCCAGAAAAAGAUCAAGCCGAGAUUCCACUCGAGGUCAGGGAAAACCCAUUCUAGGUGGAAAAGGCCCUCUCGUGGGAAACGGCCUAGGGAACAGCCUUGUGGCUCAAGAUGACGCAGAUGAGGAAAUGGGGGAUGCUCCCCUCGUUGACGGGGAUUUGCCUCAAGAUGAUAGUGAUGGAGAGGAGAAUUAAGGUCCACAGAACGGCAAAUACUCACGAAAUAAAGGAAUACCUUCGGCGCUUAACGGUGUUGUUUGGAAAUGGCGUUUUUGGGGGAAUUGGGUUGGUUGAUACCUUGGAAGGGCUUUGGGAGCGAUGCUUUAUCUUGUUGGGCGGAGCCUACCUCUUUUAGCCGCUGUCAUGGGCAAGUUCCCAAACCCUGUAUUGUACAAGUAUGUAUUUCGUGGAGCUUAGAAACAAGAAUAUGAAGAUG
This is a messenger RNA of Hymenoscyphus albidus, 4140 nucleotides long. The record is from the annotation of a GenBank genome assembly. NCBI's taxonomy places the organism in Eukaryota, Fungi, Ascomycota, Leotiomycetes, Helotiales, Helotiaceae.